Thunnus maccoyii (southern bluefin tuna) is the source of this 1317-nucleotide messenger RNA. RefSeq lists its product as uncharacterized. The transcript has 6 exons. Bases 91 to 1014 code for a protein of 307 amino acids. The record is from RefSeq and is a predicted model, not a curated record. NCBI's taxonomy places the organism in Eukaryota, Metazoa, Chordata, Actinopteri, Scombriformes, Scombridae.
UUGCACUGCCUGGGUGGAGCUUAACACGAGGACUUUGUCUGAACUUGCGCUGCUCCUUUGUUAUGUUUCCUGUCAGGAAGACAGGACAAGAUGGUUCACGGGGAGCUGGAGUUCCGACUCAACGACAGAGAGUACAAAAACUGGCUGAAGGCAGGACGGUGUCUGCUUAUACUGAAGGAUGGCCUCCAUCCCUUCGUCAACAACCGGAUGCGAGCUUUCCACAGAGAUCUGCUCAAUAAAAACUCUCAUCUACGGACACCGUGUGAGACUUCUUCAUGUAAACUCAGAGCCAAUAAGCUUUCCCGGGUAUGCAGGGCGUGUUCAUUGUGGCAGACAGUGAUCCUCUCACACCACAGACAGCCUGAUGCCACUGUGAACUGGGACAACUGUUCCCCUCCCUCCUGGAGGACAGACCACUGGGAACUAGCCAAGGCUUAUAUGCCUCGAGGUCAGGUAAAAGUGAAGGGUGCACAUGAAUGCGAUGCCUCUGCUCUGCUCAACCUGAUCAACUACUGUAAUUAUUUCAGUGUGGAUGUAAAACAUGUGAAAGAGGUGAUACGAUACAGGAAUGAGUUGAUGCAUUCUAGUGAUUUCCGAGUGAGGGACGACUGGAUGAGGCGCUACCAGACGUCUCUGACACACCUUGUGCGACAGUUCAGCAACGUACCAGAAAUGGCAGCAGUUGAACAACAGAUAAACGAUAUGCUGAGCGUUGAUUUGUCAAUAUAUGCCUCUGGUCAGGACCAGAUGGAUUCUGCUGACUCGGUUGGAUUAGAGUCUGAUUCUGCGAGCCAGUUGAAGAUCAACGCUGACUUGAUCAGUCAAUGGGAGGCUGAGUUGCUACAAGAGAGGCUGCAGGAGUUACUUCAUGCUGCUGCUGCUCCUGUUGAUGACGAUACAAAGACACUGGAUGCUGAGCAGCUGAUGACCCUGGGUGGUUUCCUGAAGGCCAACAGAGAUCUGGCCGAGAGGUUUUCUGCAGAGCUCCAAGCCAUCGACUCACUGAAGGCCUGAAAAUAAAAAUGUGCACAGAACAGAAAUGGACCCAAGUGCUUAUACAGCCACAAAAUAUUGAAUCAUUGUCAAAGAGAGAUUAUAACAUUUAGCUUUGUCUGCUCUGCUUGUUUGUUUUACUCAUUGUUUUAUUUUUAUUUGUAAUCAUGAUUAUGUUUAUAUAUUGCUGUUUGUCUUAUUGUCUGGCAGAUGUUCAUGAACAAGCUACAGUUUAGACCAUAAGUAAAUAAUAAUAAUGUAUAUGCACCUGCCCAGAACUUGCUAGAAGAUGCUUUAAGUUUCCAUUAAAUCAUGGAAAUCAGA